Anguilla anguilla (European eel) is the source of this 5249-nucleotide messenger RNA. RefSeq names its product alpha-actinin-3-like. The record is from RefSeq and is a predicted model, not a curated record. The transcript is spliced from 22 exons. Gene Ontology annotation, biological process: actin cytoskeleton organization; muscle cell development. Gene Ontology annotation, cellular component: cell junction; Z disc; cortical actin cytoskeleton. Gene Ontology annotation, molecular function: calcium ion binding; actin filament binding. Lineage: Eukaryota; Metazoa; Chordata; Actinopteri; Anguilliformes; Anguillidae. The coding region runs from base 1700 to 4465 and encodes 921 amino acids.
AGAAGCCCUAGCUGUGGAGUGGUUUUGUUCCUGGUUGCACUUGGGAAUCCGUUAUGGGGAUUUGUUCCUCCCAGAGGCGCUUGCAUCUCUACCACCAGCCUCACCAGUCCUCCACGGCUGCCUGAUGCAGGGAUGACAGCAGGGGUACUCCAGUCUGCCCCUGAGGCCAGUAGUGCUGCUGCUUUUAAUUCAUUCCCCUCCAAUCAGGACUGCUUUAAAGCUGGACCACCGGGUGAGUUAAACCUUUGGUCCGUCAGUGGCAGUUAACUAUGGGGCAGAAAAGAAAACCUGCAGGACUACAGACCUUAUGGGCCAGAUUUGAGUUCCCCUGCUUUACAGCGAUGUUUUUCAGCACAAGCGGUUCCCCGGUGCACAUGCAUCCAAGCUGAGCCUGAUGCAGGGACUGGAAUCCUGCUGGUCCCUCCGGCCCUCUACUGGUUGCAUCGAGAGGGUUUUCAGAAGUAAAUCUAUUGCAGCUGAGUACAGGAUCCACUACAAUAUGACAGUGGGAAUAGGAAAAAUGGGAAUUUCAAGGAAUAUUUGUGGACAUGGGGAAGGGGGUCUGUGCAGUGAUCUAAAUGCAGACCCUGUCCUUUUAAGUUUUUAGUAAAAUGGUGAUAAUUGACUUUGGUUUCUUUUAAAAGCUGGUAAAAUCAAGUAUUAAAUAUGGAAGACCUGGAACAACCAACUUUAGGGAGUUAUUUUGGAAUAUACUGUGAAUAAAAUCAAUUCACAUUUAUACUGUGUUGUCAACCUUUAGAUAAAAUCUAUACACAAGAUAAGCUAGCCUAAAGCUAUGUAUAGUUAAUGUAGUCCAAGCUACUGUGCAAAUCACCGUAUUAAAUGUAAUGAGUAUGUAUAGUACUUCACUGCAGGCAGUUGUAAAUUGAGCUACGGUGGGCUGUUGGCAUCCAAAUCGAUUCAAACCCCCACCAGAAAGGCAUCAGAAAAUGUUGCAUUGAAACCUUACAUAUUACAUUCUAUUUAGCAGCUUCUCUUAUCGAGAGUGACUUGCACACAUUUUGCAUGGUAUCUCUUUAUACAGCUGGAUAUAUACUGAAAAAUUUAAGUUAAGUGCCUUGCUAAAGGGUGUCUCACUUGGGAUUUGAACCUCGUGCUGAAACGUGCUUUUUAUUUUUAUAAAGCUUUUUGUCUUCUGAUCUGGGGCAAUUGUGGCUUGUGGUUGGCGUUGGUAUAUUUAUUCUGAAUGACUACUGAGUCUGGACUCACAGAAGAGUCAUGAUUUUUUGGCAUUGAUGGAUUUAUGUCGAUCUCUUCUCACUAUUUUACGCACACAUUUAAUGUGAAAACAGCUCAAAUAUCGAAUAUAUGUGUGUCUGCAUGCAUGUGUCCACCGCAGUUGCAGUCGUGGUAUGUUGCAAGGGCACGAUAGGCUGCCUCCUGUCUGAUACACCCCCUUCAGCCUUUUGCGCUCGAACCCGAUAUCCAGGCUCCUUGAACCCGAUACCCUAGCUGUGAAUCUGCCGCACAUACCCGGGUGCCGUUUUGUGCGCAACUUUUGACAAGAAAGGAAUAGCGGCUAGUGGCGGCUGGGAGAAGCAUCUCUACCCGGCCAUCUCAUAACGAGCGGAAUAGUUCUGCCUUUUCUCCGGGCAGCUUUCCACCACCUCACCCAAAAAAAGCGCGCAAGGUUCACUGGUUUUGCGGCUGAGAUAGCAUUCUCCCCAAAAGAGACAAAAUGUCAGCAGUGGAAAAUCAGUACACUACGUACACAACCUACAUGACGUCCACGACGGAGGAAUACAUGACCCAAGAGAAUGAAUGGGACAGAGACCUGCUGCUGGAACCCGCGUGGGAGAAGCAACAGCUCAAGACGUCUGUUACCCCGCAGUCACAUCCUCUCUCCGUCUCUCUCGCUCGCAUCCACUGUCAAAUACAAAUUCGAACCUUCUCCGCGUGGUGUAACUCCCAUCUGCGGAAAGCUGGCACACAGAUAGAGAACAUUGAGGAGGACUUCAGGAAUGGCCUCAAGCUGAUGCUGCUUCUGGAGGUCAUUUCAGGGGAGAGGUUGCCCAGACCAGACAGAGGAAAGAUGCGCUUUCACAAAAUUGCCAACGUCAACAAGGCCCUAGAGUUCAUCUGCAGCAAGGGAGUCAAACUGGUGUCCAUCGGAGCUGAGGAGAUUGUUGACGGGAACGUGAAGAUGACCCUGGGAAUGAUCUGGACCAUUAUCCUGCGCUUUGCUAUCCAGGGCAUCUCUGUGGAGGAAACCUCUGCUAAAGAUGGCUUGCUGCUGUGGUGCCAGAGGAAGACUGCCCCCUACAGGAAUGUCAACGUCCAGAACUUCCACAUCAGCUGGAAAGAUGGCCUGGCUCUCUGUGCUCUCAUCCACAGACACAGACCCGACCUCAUUGACUACAAGAAACUGCGCAAGGAUGACCCCAUCGGCAACCUCAACACAGCUUUUGAAGUGGCUGAGAAGUUCCUAGACAUCCCCAGGAUGCUGGACGCUGAAGACAUUGUAAAUACCCAUAAACCAGACGAGAAGGCCAUCAUGACCUAUGUUUCUUGCUUCUACCACGCCUUUGCUGGUGCUGAACAGGCUGAAACUGCUGCUAACAGGAUCUGCAGGGUGCUGGCUGUGAACCAGGAGAACGAGAGACUGAUGCAGGAGUACGAGAAACUGGCCAGCGAGCUGCUGGAGUGGAUCCGGCGCACCGUGCCCUGGCUGGAGAACCGCGUGGCGGAGCAGUCCAUGGGCGCCAUGCAGCGGAGGCUGGAGGACUUCCGCGAUUACCGCCGCGUCCACUGGCCGCCGCGCGCCCAGGACAAGCGCCAGCUGGAGAUCAGCUUCAACACCCUGCAGACCAAGCUGAGGCUCAGCAACCGCCCCGCCUUCAUGCCCUCCGAGGGCAAGAUGGUCUCGGACAUCGCUAAUGCCUGGAAGGGUCUGGAGCAGGUGGAAAAGGGCUACGAGGACUGGCUCGUCAUGGAGAUCCUGCGUCUGGAAAGAGUGGAACACCUGGCCGAGAAGUUCAAGCAGAAAUGCGCCUUGCAUGAGGCCUGGACCGCAGGGAAAGAGGAGGUUCUGACACAGAGGGACUUUGAGCACGCCUCACUGGCCGAAGUCCGCAUCCUCGUGAGGAAGCACGAAGCAUUCGAGAGCGACCUCACCGCCCACCAGGACAGGCUGGAGCAGAUCGCCAGCAUCGCCCAGGAGCUGAACGAGCUGGAUUACCACGAUGCUGCUGCCAUCAAUGCCCGUUGCCAGGGCUUCUGUGACCAGUGGGAUAACCUGGGAACCCUCACUCAGAAGAGGAGGGACUCACUAGAACGUACAGAGAAGCUGUUGGAGACCAUUGACCAGCUGUACCUGGAGUUUGCCAAGAGGGCGGCGCCCUUUAAUAACUGGAUGGAUGGAGCGAUGGAGGAUCUGCAGGACAUGUUUAUCGUCCACAGCAUCGAGGAGAUCCAGAUUCUGAUCACAGCCCACGACCAGUUCAAAGCCACCCUCCCCGAGGCCGACAAGGAGCGCAUGGCCACCAUGGGCAUCCACAGUGAGAUCCUGAAGAUCGCCCAGACCUACGGCAUCAAGUUGCCUGGUGUCAACCCCUACACCGACCUCACCCCCCAGGACCUCAGCAGCAAGUGGGAGGCCGUGAGGUGCCAGAUUCCUCACAGAGAUCAGGUGCUGCAGGAGGAAAUGGCCAGACAGCAGGCCAACGAGAGGCUGAGAUGCCAGUUCGCCGCCCAGGCCAACGUCAUCGGACCCUGGAUUCAGACCAAGAUGAAGGAGAUUGUUCACAUCUCAGUGGACAUUGCUGGCUCUCUGGAGGAGCAGAUGAACAAUCUGAAACAGUACGAGCACGACAUUGCUAACUACAAGUCCAGCAUCGACAACCUGGAGGGAGACCACCAGCUGAGCCAAAUGUCCCUCGUCUUCGACAACAAGCACACCAGCUACACCAUGGAGCACGUCCGUGUGGGCUGGGAGCAGCUGCUCAGCACCACCACGCACUCCAUCAACGAGAUCGAGAACCAGAUCCUCACCCGUGACGCCAAGGGCAUCAGCCAGGAGCAGCUCAAUGAGUUCAGAGCCUCUUUCAACCACUUUGACAGGAAGAGGCAUGGCAUGAUGGAGCCAGAUGAUUUCCGCGCCUGCCUAAUCUCCAUGGGCUAUGACCUGGGUGAGGUGGAAUUUGCCCGCAUCAUGACCCUCGUGGACGCUAACGACGUGGGCGCGGUGACCUUCCAGGCCUUUAUCGACUUCAUGACGCAGGAAGCAGCUGAGACCGACACAGCCGAGCAGGUCAUGGCCUCCUUUAAGAUCCUGGCAUCGGACAAGAUGUAUAUCACAGUGGAUGAGCUACGCAGAGAGCUUCCUCCAGAGCAGGCGGAGUACUGCAUCAGUCACAUGACCAAGUACCUCGCCAGCGACGCCCCGCCCGGUGCCCUGGACUACAUCUCCUUCUCCAGCGCCCUGUACGGAGAGAGCGACUUAUAAACCCCGCCCCCCUUUCACCAGUGCCUUGUACUGAAAGAGAAACUCAUGAGCCCUUCCCUUUCCUCCCCCCCACUCCAUGUAUGAACAGAGCUACUUAAGCUCCACCCCUUUUCCCAAGCCCCCUGUAUGGUGAGAGGCUUCUAAAUCCCCCACUUCCACUGAAGUGAUUUUAUUGUGUUGCAUUGUUACGUUUGGCCUUUGGUACUCUGAGGGUAUUACAUGUGGCUACUGGAGUGGCAGUUCUGAUGCUUUAUGGCGACCUGUCCAGGGUAUAUUCCUGCCUUUCGCCCAAUGCACGCUGGGAUAGGCUCCAGCACCUCCUGCGACCCUGACCAGGAUAAGCGGGUACAGAUAAUGGAUGGAUCGAUGGAUGUUACUUCCGUACCACAAGGCACACGAUCCAGCUCACCUCUCUGUGCAGAAUGCGUCCAUCAGCUACUCACAUUUUUACAUUACACAAUUUUACCAGUUUUUUUUGUGAUGUGUACUUGUAUUAAUAGGCCUGUUUUGUUUCUACAAAGCCCUUAAUUUAAACAGUCCACCAGCCGCUGGUCCCGCAGGCGGCUGAUUAACCGCCGUCACUCCUGAGCGAUGAGACGAGGCCGUUACCGCCAGCCGGCACAGUCAGGCGCCGACACGGAUUAGAUGCUAACGGCACACGACCGCACCAGCGGCAGCAAGCGCCUCAGCACCAUCACCCACCCGGCAGCCCCAGUCACAGCAAAAUCAUUUAUUACCCGGUUACAUUUAGCAAACCCUGUUCCAUUUCACACUCAAUAAUAAU